Molecule: messenger RNA, 1800 nt
Organism: Neurospora hispaniola
Lineage: Eukaryota; Fungi; Ascomycota; Sordariomycetes; Sordariales; Sordariaceae
Product: UAA-domain-containing protein
Exons: 3
Coding region: 394-1671 (425 amino acids)
Biological process (GO): transmembrane transport
Cellular component (GO): endoplasmic reticulum membrane; Golgi membrane
Molecular function (GO): UDP-N-acetylglucosamine transmembrane transporter activity
Source: RefSeq, a predicted model, not a curated record
CGUCCUUCUUCAUCCCGUCUGAAAUAUCAUCACUUGUUUCUCCCUUUGACCUUGUCACCUUCCUACCCACGCUUGCUUUUCUUGGGAAGCUCUGGCCCAACCUCAAGGGUUCGAAGACGUCUGGACCACCUACCUUACCCAACCACUACCGGUACCCGACUCGACUCGACUGACGUUCCCUGUCUGCCCCGCCAUCAGACGAACAAGUUGCUUGCUUCGGACACAGGCCGAUUUGAACUAUUUCCAGGCUGCCCAAAAAGACAUCACAACCAACAACAACCCGAAUCUUGCCUACGUGCCUAUAUACAUUGCCGACUGCGCCCCCCUUGGCAGCUCACUCCGUCGCCCCCAACUCUCCAGUAGCGGCUUUAUGCCCCGACUUGCCCAUUCGCCAUGGCCGCCUCACGUCGGCGUCAGGCGCCUAAACCGCAGCACACUUCGGUAAACAGCAACAAGAACCGCGACGACCGAGGUUCCAUUGUGUCGGAACCUUCGCCCCGUGUCAUCAAUGCUGCUCCGUCUCUCGAAAAGGCUGAAAUGUACGGAAUUGACGACAACCGUCCGUUCUUCAGCCGCGCCAUGGCCCUGGCUGGGCGCAUGUUUAUCGAGACAAUUCCGCAAUGGAUAGCUAUAGGAGUUAUGCUCUCGCUCAUCUUUGGCGGGUGCUGUUCCAAUGUCUUUGCGCUUGAGUCCAUUAUCAAAGUUGAGCCUGGUGCCGGUACACUCUUGACCUUUGUCCAAUUUCUCUUCGUUGCCCUCGUCGGCCUGCCUUCCCAGAUCGACUGGAGCCGUCCGCCCUUCUUCCUCAAGAAAAACCAAGUUCCGAUUAAACGAUGGCUGAUCAAUAUCGCGCUAUUCUUUGCCAUCAAUGUCCUCAAUAACCAUGCUUUUAGCUACGACAUUUCGGUACCCGUACAUAUUAUUCUGCGCUCGGGAGGAAGCAUAACCACAAUGAUUGCUGGAGCUUUGUGGGGCAAGAGAUAUUCAAGAAUCCAGAUUGUAGCCGUACUCCUCCUUACCGUGGGUGUGAUUGCGGCGGCCUGGUCUGACGCGCAGAGCAAGGGAUCGAGCAAGAAAGAGACUCGUGAGAAGAACUCGGAUUUUGGCAUUGGACUUGCUAUUCUCUUCGUUGCCCAGAGCUUGUCGGCUGUCAUGGGCCUUUACACGGAAGAAACUUACAAGAAAUAUGGCCCGCACUGGAAGGAGAACCUCUUCUAUUCGCAUCUCCUGUCCUUGCCCCUGUUUCUGUUUUUCUGGCCGUCGUUGACGACGCAAUUUAAGAAACUGGCCAACAGUGCGCCCUUGACUCUACCGCUGCCGGGCUUUGAGGAGUACCCCAAUCUGUCGCCCAACAUCCAGAAGUUCCUGGAGAAUAUUCACAUUCCCAGUCAACUGUUUUAUCUGGCGCUAAACGUCCUGACCCAGUAUGCUUGCAUCCGCGGAGUCAAUCUUUUGGCAGCUGCCUCGACUGCGUUGACAGUCACCAUCGUCCUCAACAUCCGGAAGCUUGUCAGUCUGCUGCUGAGCAUAUGGCUGUUCGGGAAUAAGCUGGCGUUUGGAACCUUGGUGGGAGCCGUGAUAGUGUUCGGCGCUGGCGGGCUGUACUCGCUGGAUGGGAAGAAGAAGGCUCCGGUCCGGAGGGUCUCGUCCGCGCCGCUCAAAAAGGCAUGAUCCGCUUGGGGGGUUGAUUUGUUGUAACGGUGGAAAUUUAGCUGAUACUUCGAUAGCAGCCGGGAUAACCGUGUCCGACUGACAGUUUGGAAUGAAACUCGGAUUCUGCACCGAUCCUAGGGCUCGAUG